This is a messenger RNA of Adineta ricciae, 1242 nucleotides long. Lineage: Eukaryota; Metazoa; Rotifera; Eurotatoria; Adinetida; Adinetidae. The record is from the annotation of a GenBank genome assembly.
AUGGCCACGUUGCCCUUAGAAACUGAUUCAGGUAUAACAAAACUCCAUGUCUUUUCGGCAGAGAAGUAUGGAAAUCGUAUAAAGAUUUUUCAUAAUGAUACUUUUCGAAUUCAACUGCAACGAUAUUUAUCGACAACGCACAACACUAAGAGUUCCAUUGAUCUAACAGACGUACAAAAUGUUAAUGUAGAACUGAUUGGAGCCAAACAGAACGUCAAAGAAGCACGCGAAAUAUUGAAAAAUCUUUUCGAGUCCAUGCAAGAACAAAUUUUCAAUCGAGAUAAAACUGAUCAACGAGUUAUAUAUUGGGCUCAGAACAUUGUUUCUGAUUCAAUUACCUCAGUCAUACAAGAAAUAAUGUCCAAAGAAGGACUUUUUACUCUUUGCGAUAAAACCGCGAUGUUCCAUGGCUACUUGCGAACAAUCUAUUUUACUCGAGCACCUUUUGCGACUACCGUUGAGAAGAUUAGUGAAUUACUAGCACGUGAGAUUGCUUAUAUUGCAGAUGUUGGCAUGCCAAAAGAGCAAACGAAAAAUUUCAUUAAAGCUAUCGAUGAAUUUAUUGCAAUGAAACAACAUUCCGAGUUCACAUUUAUCCAAUGUCGGUAUCCAUUGAAAGCUGAUAUUAAAUUAGGUUUAUUCGGACGAAAAAAUUUAUUGAAAAAGAUCAGAAAACAACUGCAAUUGCUUUUCAGUAAAUACAGGAUUCAGACGCAUCGAUUGAAGAUCAAUUCAAUUCAACAAGAAUAUUUAUUGGACCAUUGCCGAGAACAAAUUCAAGAUAUUGAAAAUGAAUACACUGAUGAUAACGUGAAAAUUCGAAUAAGAUCGAAAGAAUUCAAUGCACCACAGUACUUAAUCGAUACGAUCAAACAGAAGUUGAGUAAUUUCAUCAGCUAUUCAGCCAUUUGUCAAUUUCGGAAGUUGGGCAAGACAUUUUCAUUGACUGCUAAUGAACGUACACAAAUUGAUCAAAUUGCUCGCAGAAAUUAUUGUCAAAUCGAAGCAAUCGAUGUUCGAACCGACUGGAUUGUUUGUACUAUUCCGAAAGCAUCACCUACGAAAUCAAUAAACACGUCAAAUAUGACUAUUCAACGCUCCAAUGAACUGUCAUCAAUGUUAACCAUGAAAAAGGUUUCAGUAUCAGAGAACUCGAUUGAAAUUUAUUUAAUUGAACACACUGCUUCUGUGCCGGUAAGAUACAUUUGCUGGAAUACUAAUUAUCAAACGUUUAAAUCAUAG